GCUGCCUGUCAGUCGCUUAUAAAAGUUGAAACAGGCAAGUGUGCGUAUCUGAUCGAGUCUUCUGACAGAAAAUCGCUUUUCAAGUGAUUUGCAGUAGGCAGCAAAGUGAAGCACCGACGGCAGUGAAAAUAGCAGUUAAUCGUAGAUACAGUGGUUUUCAGUGCGCACGAUAUUGACCAUUCUGACCGGAGAACGUGUGCUCCGUAAAAUCGUGAAGCAGCAGUGUUAUCGCGUGUAUCUGAUUCAUCGCAAACGCCCUGGUACCUUCCAGGAAAAUUGACCAGCAAGAAUCAAGCAAAGCUGCAAAAUGUCAGUGAUUGGAAUUGAUUUCGGCAACGAGUCCUGCUAUGUGGCGGUUGCUAAGGCCGGUGGCAUCGAAACCAUCGCUAAUGACUACAGUUUGCGAGCCACACCAGCUUGCGUGGCGUUUGCGGGACGUAACCGAGUGUUGGGUGUUGCCGCCAAAAACCAACAAGUAACGAACAUGAACAACACGAUCGCCAACUUUAAGGGAUUGCUUGGGCGAAAAUACAACGACCCUUACGUCCAGGACGAGCUUCGUACGCUACCGUACAGGACGGAAGCUUGCCCGGACGGUGGUAUCGGCAUAAGGGUGGACUACCAAGACGAGGAGCACGUCUUUACACCGGAGCAGAUCGUGGCGAUGCUAUUCACCAAGCUAAAAGAUGAUGCAUUUAAAGAGCUUAAGACGCAAAUCAACGACUGUGUCAUCACCGUGCCGUCUUACUUUACAAACGCUCAACGUCAAGCGCUACUGGAUGCGGCCAACAUUUCUGGUCUGAACGUGUUGCGGCUCAUGAAUGAGACUACGGCCACGGCUCUAAGUUAUGGCUUCUACAAGCAGGAUCUGCCUGCUCCGGAAGAAAAGCCGCGAAACGUUAUCUUCGUCGAUUGCGGCCAUGCUUCGUUACAGGUGUCGGCCUGUGCCUUCCAUAAGGGCAGUCUGAAAAUGUUGGCUAGCUGUUCGGAUUCUGUCGGUGGUCGUGAUUUUGACAUGGUGUUGGCCACGCAUUUUAACAAGGAGUUUCAGACUAAGUACAAGAUAGAUGCUUCGUCGAAGAAGAGAGCUUUCCUGCGUCUGAUGGCGGAAGUGGAAAAACUGAAGAAGAACAUGUCAGCCAAUAGCACAAAACUGCCGCUGAACAUCGAAUGCUUUAUGAACGAAAUAGACGUCCAUUCGUCGAUGCAGCGUUCGGAAAUGGAAGAGCUGUCGGCUCACUUGUUCGGGCGCAUUGAGGCAACGAUGCGUAAGUUGCUCGCCGAUUCGAAGCUUACGCCAGAGGAAAUCCAUUCGGUGGAAAUUGUCGGAGGUAGCAGCCGCAUUCCAGCUAUCAAGCAGCUGAUCGAGCAAAUCUUCGGCAAGUCCGCCAGCACCACGCUCAACCAGGACGAGGCUGUGUCUCGUGGAGCGGCAUUGCAGUGUGCUAUCAUGUCGCCUGCGAUGCGCGUACGUGAUUUUACCUGCACGGAUGUGCAGGCCUAUCCGGUGUUGAUAUCGUGGAUGGACGCAGAUGGUGCGCAUGAGAUGAAAGUAUUCGACCAAUACCAUGCAACACCAUUCUCGCGGCUGCUGACCGUCCACCGCAAGGAACCUCUAACGAUUAAUUUGCAUUACGAGCCGAACAGUGUGCCCUAUCCGGACACGUUUAUCGGUUCGUACCACUUGAAGGGCAUUAAGCCGGACGGCAACGGCGAGGCACAGGAGGUAAAGGUGAAGGUUCGCAUCAACCACCACGGUAUCAUUACGAUAUCGAGUGCGACGAUGUACGAGCGUAAGGAAAGUGAAGAACCGGCAUCGCCUACGCCAGCCACCAAUGGUGACCAGCAGAAGGGUGGUGAAGCAACGCAAAAUGCAUCAUCCCCGCAAGGCGACGAAUCGGGCAAGGUUGGAGAACCGAUGGAUAUUCAAGAGGGUAGCGAUGAUGAGCAUCCUAAAAAGGACUCUAAACCCAACGAUAGUAGUGGAGAGGGUUGGACGCAACGUGUCACCAGAUGGUUCACAUCGGAUAAGAAGAAAAAAGUUACGACCAAACAGGUGGAGUUGACGAUUGACGCUAAAACUCACGGAUUUGUGCAUGGCGAAUUGUCCAAGUUCUUCGAAGAAGAGAUGAAAAUGAUUGCAAACGAUCGCCAAGAGAAGGAGCGCAUUGACGCCCGAAAUGCGCUGGAGGAGCAGGUGUACGAAGUGCGUGAAAAAAUACAAGAGGACGGCGUCCUGCACGCAUACAUCGAUCCUCAGGACGCGGCUGCAAUUUGCCGGGAGCUGGAGGAAACGGAGAAUUGGCUGUACGAGGAAGGAGAAUCCUGCGAAAAGGGUGUGUACAAGGAACGGCUAGAAAAAAUGCGCGCCAAGAUUGAGCCGGUUCGAAACCGUUGCGAAGAGUUUAGCGGCCAUGAGCAGGCAUUCACUGAGCUGGGACACGCCGUUCAACAAGCGUUGAAAGCGGUCGAACAGUAUCGUGCAAAGGAACCGAAGUAUGAGCAUCUUACGGAAACGGAAAUGAUUAACAUUACCGAGGCGGCACAAAAGGCACAAAAGUGGUACGAAGAGGCACGGUCGAAGCUGGUCAGCGUGAGGAAAACGGAAGAUCCGCCGGUGAAGUUGGCCGACAUUCGUCAUGAGACGCAAACGCUAUCGACGUGCACGAACUCGGUGCUGAAUAGACCGAAGCCGAAACCGCCAACCCCGCCAGCUGAUCAGCAGAGCAAUUCGGCCACGUCGGGCAAUGCUGGACAGGACGCGCAAUCGAAAGCCACGGGCGGUGAUCCUAAUGCCCCGAAACAAACGACAGAGGAUUCCAUGGAUGUGGAAUAGACUUAUCAUCUUGUUUGGUAGCGUUUAACUUACAGCAGCAGCAGCGCAGCAGCAAUCUUAUUAACCAGUUCAUAGCACAUCCAAAACGCUAGCGUAAUGAAAUUCUGUAAUUCUGUUCCGGAAGCUCACAUUUCCUUGUAUAACUUUUGCUCCUUACUACAGGGUCUCAUUGCUACUAGUGGUACCCGUCCCCGAUAAGAGAAUGAGUUGUAAUUGCUUAAUUUAUUGCGAAGGAAUAGUUAGGUCACAUAUGCUAAGCUGGCUUCACACCACACCACACUAUAGUUUAAUUUGAACAAGUUCACAAUAGGGCAGGUCACGAAACGAGCUGGCAAACAAGACGGUUUGAUAGAUUUAUUGACAUUGAGCUUGAGGUAAUUAGUUUACACUUACACGAACCCCGGCCCGGAUUAAGAGUAGAGUAAUUUAACUGGAAAUAACAUUUGCCAAUACAAUAAUUCAUUUUAACUAACCCUCUUUGCCUUCUGGAAAGCAGAGCGAACCAUUGUACAUCUCUAUCAGGUUGGAGCUGAUGAUUUGUAAUGAUUCAUAGAAUUCAAAGAAACGGGCAAAGCGUCCGUCACUUCAUUCAAUUGCGCUACAUAUCUAAUUUGUCCUUUUUUCAUUAUUUUUUGGUUAAGCAAAUAAAAGCUGGGCUAUCGUAAACACUACCCGAAAAUGGGCAUUGGACACGUAAAAUAGGCGGGAAAUUGCUUUCAUUUCAAUUGGUUGUAGUGGAAUACGUUUUCUUGUCACAUUCAAAACGCAUUAAUGAACCGCGUUGGCGCGUAGUAAUCGUGCAUCGUAGAAACUCCCCGUGAUCGUAAGCUUCCUUCAUUUGCUGUUGCAAUUAUCUUUUAAGUCAUGUAAAGAACAAAUCGAAUAUUAUUUUCUUAUACUUUUUACCGUAAAACAAUUGUGCUUGUGCGAGACGAUUGAUUGGUUGCCACAUUGCAAUUACCCGAAGGUUACAUGAUGUUAGAUGUUUGUACUGAAGUGGUAAAUGCCAUUGGAACACGCUUGUGGAGAAUAAACGCAAAAAGUUGAAAAGAAAACCAUCGGAUGUAAAGAAUAGCUAGAUGUUCUUAUAAAAUAACUCUGAAUGCGAUUUGGAAGUAAAACUCUAGCACUCAUGGACACCUUUCAAAGACGCUGUUAAUCGUACGAUCCUGACAUAACGUGUAACAAAUGACAACGGCAUAUGAAAAGAAAUAAUAAAUUCUGUAUUAUGUACUAAA
Anopheles stephensi (Asian malaria mosquito) is the source of this 4074-nucleotide messenger RNA. It is a transcript of the gene Hsc70Cb, whose product is annotated as heat shock 70 kDa protein 4. Gene Ontology annotation, molecular function: ATP binding; ATP-dependent protein folding chaperone. Gene Ontology annotation, biological process: protein folding. Lineage: Eukaryota; Metazoa; Arthropoda; Insecta; Diptera; Culicidae. The transcript is spliced from 6 exons. The record is from RefSeq and is a predicted model, not a curated record. Gene Ontology annotation, cellular component: nucleus; cytosol. Bases 308 to 2836 code for a protein of 842 amino acids.